AUGGCAGAACACCAAGAUAAGCCUCUCAAUGAGCUUUUGUCUCAUGACAUGGUCGACAUCUAUGUCGGUCAGGAAAACACCAAAUGGAUUCUCCACGAGAAACUCUUGUGCUACCGCAGCAAGUUCUUCCGCAACAUCUUCUACAGCAAGGAGAACAAGAACCGCCAGUUUGGCCUUCCCGAUGAGGAGGAUGAGCCUUUCCGUCUUUUCGUAGGCUGGCUCUACAGUGGACACACUCCCACACCCAAGGAGGAGAAGGACCUGACCAUCCUCCUGGAUCUGUACUUGAUGGCCGAGAAGUGGGAAAUUCGCGAUCUCACCCUGGAAGUUCUCAAGAGCGUCCGCAACUGGUACAAGGAGUCCGACACAUACCCCGCCCUCCGCCGCGUGCAAUACAUCUACGCCAACACCGACCUCGAGUCUCCCAUGCGCCAGCUGCUCAUCAGCAGUGUCGCCAGAAACCUCGUCACCAGCGAAUCGGGCAUGCCUCCUCAGUGGGACAAGGCUCUCAGAAAGAAUGGCCAGCUUGCUGUCGACAUCAUCAUCGCCAUGCAGAAGUGGAAUCUUGAGAAGGAGAGCAUCCCCGACCCCAGACAGGACUCGGUCAAGCCCAUUCUUGAAGAGUCUGAGCAGGCUAAAGCCCAAAAGAAGGAUGGCCAGCAAGACGACGAGGACCAGAGCAGCGAGCAAGACGGCGAGGAGAACGACGACGAGAACAAUGAAGAAGAGACCGAAGAGGGUGCUGAGGAUGGCGAGCAAGAGGAGGGUGAGGACAACGAGGAUGGCGAGCAGGAGACCGAGGAGCCCCAAGAGUAA
This is a messenger RNA of Aureobasidium namibiae CBS 147.97, 816 nucleotides long. RefSeq lists its product as uncharacterized. NCBI's taxonomy places the organism in Eukaryota, Fungi, Ascomycota, Dothideomycetes, Dothideales, Saccotheciaceae. The transcript is spliced from 3 exons. Gene Ontology annotation, molecular function: protein binding. The record is from RefSeq and is a predicted model, not a curated record. The coding region runs from base 1 to 816 and encodes 271 amino acids.